This is a messenger RNA of Scedosporium apiospermum, 1977 nucleotides long. RefSeq lists its product as uncharacterized. The transcript has 6 exons. Lineage: Eukaryota; Fungi; Ascomycota; Sordariomycetes; Microascales; Microascaceae. The record is from RefSeq and is a predicted model, not a curated record. Bases 1 to 1977 code for a protein of 658 amino acids.
AUGGAUCCUUCUCAGCAGGCGUUUAAGUCCGCGAUGGCGGCAUUCAAGAAGACCAUAAAUGACAACAAGUUGCACCAAGAUAUCCUACGUACGACCACCAUUGAAGGAGUCUGGACAGAAGCAAAGAAUAUACAGGCGAGGCAAGAGGCUAAGAAUCGUAUCCGAAACAUGGGCAAAAUCCGGCGCUUCCUUGACAAAAUCGCAGCGUACGCAUCAACAGUGGAUACGUUUGUCCAGGUAAAACCUGAGAUAAUGGCCCUCAUUUGGGGCCCUAUCCGAAUACUAUUGGUGUGGACAGAGAACAUUGCUAAGCUUGCGGAUGCCAUCUUCGAGGCGAUGGAGAAGAUUGGAGAUGCGCUCCCGCAAUUCAUUGACGCGGCAAAGAUAUUCAGCGAUAAUGAGAAGUUGAAGCAGGUACUGGCACUCUUUUACGGGGACAUUCUGGACUUUUACGCCAUAAUGCUGGCGUUCUUUCGCUUGUCGCGGGCGGAAAUCUUCUUCGAAUCGGUCUGGCCUGCGCGACGGGCCAAGGUGGAGGCUGUCGUUAGCAAUAUUGAAAGGCAUAGCAGCCUGUUCAGGAAUGAAGUCACUCUGCGUCACAUACAGGAAGAGCACGAAGCCCGCACUCGACUAUUGGCGCAUUUUGACCAAGAAACCGAGUUUCAGGACCGCGAGAAGUUCAAGGCUUUGAGGACACAGGUGUCUCCCGUAACAUACGAUAGGCGAUUGGACUGGCUACUGAACCGCAGUUGUGACAAUUCGGCAGAGUGGCUCCUGCAAGAUGAUCGCUUUUUAGCGUGGAUUGACAUCUCGAAUCGCGCUACGCCUCUUCUAUGGCUGCAGGGGAUACCCGGCGCCGGGAAAACCUUUCUUGCUGCAGCUGCCAUUGAGGCUGCCAGAACUCAUCAUCGGACCCUUUUCGCCUUCGUGAGCCACGUCUAUCAGAGUUCAACUACAGCCCUGGUCAUUCUCCAGUCCUUGGUAUUUCAAUUGGCUAUUGACUCCACGGAUAUUCAAUCCAUUUUGACCGGGGCCGACGAGCGAAGCCUGGUCGGCAAGACCGCCUACGUGUCAGACCUACUAAAGAUGUUACUCAAGACCGCCGGCCCAACCUACAUUGUACUUGAUGGGGUCGACGAGAUGGAGGCGGAUGAGCGGAGCAUUUUACUCCGAGAACUGGCACAUCUCGAUGACUGUCCAGAGACCAGGAUGCUGGUCAGCUGCAGGCCUGAGGACGACAUCUCCAGGGUUCUUGAGACCAAGGCUACUAGUCUCCGUGUCGACAAGAGAAAUUCCGAUAGUAUCAAGGGCUAUAUCAAUACGAGACUUCGUGAGUGGAACCGUACCGAAAACUUCGACAAGGACACACAAGUGCAGCUUCAAUAUCUGCUGUCCCCCCUGGCUGAAAAGGCUGCUGGCAUGUUCUUGUACGCCCGAAUUAUUUUGGACAACGUUAUGCUCCUGACCGAAUUGGAUGAGAUUAAACGAGAACUGAAAGUCCUUCCAGCAGACUUAAACGAUGCGUAUAUCUUCAGCCACCAAGUCGAUAGUUUUAUUGAUCGGUCCGAAGCAAACUACAAUCUCGCGACCUCCUCCUUGGCGUACCUCUGUUCCGGCAUCUUUGACGCAAGCCUUUCAGACGAACAACUACGGAAGGGUCUCCUCACAGGGAGAUACCGAUUUCAUACCUAUGCCGCACGGUACUGGAUUUUCCUGGCCAUGCGCUGUCUCGAAGAGCCUGGCGACUCCUCAGCCUAUCCAGAUCUGCUUAUGCUGCUCGUGCGACUAGCAGUGGAGCUGGGGAACCCCAGAUUUGAGAGUCAAACAGAGGCUCCCAACGCUACCGUGGUGCGGAAGCUUCAGUCAGACUAUCCCGAGAUUUUCCGUAUUAUCUGCGGAGGGCUAAGGUUUCUCGAGGACGAGAGGAGGUGUGAGUGGAAUCACACCAAUGGUAGCUUCUACAUGGGUCAACUUUGA